AUUAAUCAUCCACAGAACGUUGUUCAGCAAUUUAAUAUUUUGUUUGCUUAUGCUUACUUUUAUGGUUGUGAUUUUGAACCGGUUGAUUAUUGUUAGAAAUUCGUAUUGACCAAUUAUUUGUUUCUCAAAUAUCGCUAAUUCAAUAAAUUAAAACGAAAACUCAUUCAAUACUAUGCAGGGCAACUCUAGUAGUAGGCGUCUCACAAGGCGACCGAUGGAAACUCCUGGAUUAGACAUGAAUAACAUGCCAAUGCAACAACAAGUUCAGUACAACUAUGCUCAGCCAGGAAUGUACUCGCAAUCCGAUUCACAAACAGUUCCACCUCAACAACAGUUCUAUUACAAUGAUUUUACAUCUGUUCCAUCACAGCAAGGAUACGGGAACACUGACUUUGGAUAUGGUGGAUCAGUACCUAUGGACAAUGCAAAUCAUCGAGAACAUUAUUCACCAAGUCCAAGUCCUCAACAGCCUCAACCAACUAUGUUUAUCCCAUCAAAUAAUUUAGUUGAUGCUUUUGGAAGUAAUCCUAUACUAGCUGGAGCUACUGUACGUUAUGGUCAGAAAAUGUUGGGACAAGUUGUAGAUGAAAAUGUUGGCAAAUAUACUAGUGGUAUUAGCGCCCAAAUAAAACAUUAUUUUGCUGUUGAUAAUCGUUAUGUAAUCUCCAAACUUGGUAUAUUAGUAUUUCCAUUUGUUCAUACUGAUUGGUCAAUCAUAUUAGAAACAACAGGUGACCAAACUGUAGAUCGCCAAAGAGCAAGGCCUAAGUCUGAUGUUAAUGCACCUGAUCUUUAUAUACCUACUGUAGCAUUUGUAACAUAUUUACUAUUUUUGGGACUUAUACUUGGCAAACAUGGGCAAUUCAGUCCAGAACUGUUAAGUGUACAAGCUUCUCGUGUUCUUGCUUGGGAGGUUAUAGUUGUUGCUAUGGAAAUGUUGGCAUUGUAUGUAACAAACAUACAAAGUUCAUUACGGACUCUUGAUCUUACUGCCUAUUCAGGAUAUAAGUAUUUUGGAAUUGUUAGCUGUAUUCCAGUUGGAUUACUUCUGGGUGAAAAGGCAUUUUUUAUUGCUUUACUAUACAUUAAUGUUGCAUUUGUAUACUUUUUGUUAUUUUCAAUGAGGUGGCAAUUGAAUGCAGUAGCAACUAUUUCAAAUGGAAGCCAACCUGUUGUAAUGAUUGAAUACAAGCGUAAAAGAACAUUAUAUUUUCUCAUUUUAGCAGUAGCCAUUCAACCAAUCACUUCUUGGUAUCUAGCGUCAUAUUUGCAAUUUAAUAUGAGUUAAAUCACCUUAAGCUACUUCAAGAAAUUGAUAUUACCACAAAUAUGGAAAAUAUGUUAUUAAAACUGUAUAUAUUUUAAACAUAUUUUCCUAUCAUGCUAUAUAAAUAGACUUUUUUAUGAUCA
This is a messenger RNA of Sipha flava (yellow sugarcane aphid), 1410 nucleotides long. It is a transcript of the gene Yif1, whose product is annotated as protein YIF1B. Gene Ontology annotation, biological process: endoplasmic reticulum to Golgi vesicle-mediated transport. The coding region runs from base 173 to 1288 and encodes 371 amino acids. The transcript has 7 exons. Lineage: Eukaryota; Metazoa; Arthropoda; Insecta; Hemiptera; Aphididae. Gene Ontology annotation, cellular component: COPII-coated ER to Golgi transport vesicle; Golgi membrane; endoplasmic reticulum-Golgi intermediate compartment. The record is from RefSeq and is a predicted model, not a curated record.